AUGUCGUUCCCACUCAAGCAGCCCAAGACCCGACAGACGGCCUGUGGCGGUGAUCUCCUCGCCCAGUCUCUCGCGCACCUUGGUGCAACUACAGCAUUUGGACUUCACGGUGGACAUCUCGAUCCCUUCCUCGUCGCCGCUGUUGAGGCCGACAUCAAGCUCAUCGACGUCCGACAUGAGACCGUCGCUGUGCAGGCUGCCGAAGGCUGGGCAAAGGUCAAAGGCAACAACGUUCCUGGUGUUUGCUUCUUCACUGCCAACUCGGGCUUCGCCAACGCCUAUCCUGGCCUGUGUACCGCCUUCGCCGACCGGUCUCCAGUGUUCUGUGUUACCAGCUCAGCUCCGCCCCGCGAUGACCACACCAACGCGCUGCAAGGGUUCCAUGAUCAAGUCACCCUGUCGAAGCCAGUGACCAAGUUCUGUUAUCAAAUCACCGAAGUCAGCGAGAUUCCCCGGAUUGUCAAUCUAGCGUGGCGGGCGACCACGUCGGGCGCGCCUGGACCGGUCUUGGUGGACAUUCCGAUUGAUGUGCUGUCGACGCCAGUCGAGAGCAUUUCGUGUGGGGGACUUCUUUCCGGCUUGUCAUUGAACCCUGCUCCACACCCUGAAGCCAUCGAAAAGGCACUUGGUCUAUGGAAGAACGCAAAGAGACCUGUCAUUAUUGUUUCCACCGGCGCCGCCAGUGCAGUUGAAAACGUCACAAAACUGGCAGAGGCAACGAACACGCCCAUAUUCCACUCGCCAAAGUACUCAACGUCCAUCAAGCGUUCUCAUUCUCUGUUUGGUGGAUCAGCCACGCAACUUGCGGUCUUGCGCUACCUCGGCGGUCAAGUCCCGGACUUUGUGCUCUUGUUGGGAGCUCGAACGGGGUUCUUGAUGGGUGGUAGAAGUGGCGGGAUCAUCCCGAAUGAAGGCGAAGCCAGUGUUGUCCAAGUCGACCUGGACGGCGGGGAGAUUGGGCGAUCUCGGACUAUUGACGUUGGCAUUGUCGCAGACGUAGGACAGGCGGCAGAUGCGAUGAUAGCCGCGGCAUCAAAGUCGCCCUUCAAAGCAGCAGAUGACUGGGUGGAGAAGACCAUGGGUCUGAAGAGCUCUGCCGUCGCCUCAGCCCCGAACGAAAAGGAGCCCGUGAUUCUCCUAGAGAACAACAGGUUACAUCCAUAUCACGCCGUCAAGAAGUUGUUCCAGUCGUUGCCAGAAGACAGCAUUGUCUGUGUUGAUGGCGGUGAGGCUGGCGGAUGGGCUCUUCAGUGCCUGAACGAGGCCAGACCCCGACUGUCCAUGGUGACGACAGGUUACCUGGGGUGCCUUGGGAAUGGCUGGGGAUACUCGCUAGGUGCUGCUGUGGCUUUUCCAGACAGUUUGGUUGUCAACUUGCAGGGCGACGGCAGUGCAGGCUUCCACAUCGGCGAGCUUGACACGUACGCCAAGUACGACUUGAACGUCCUCACCGUCAUCGUCAACAACGCCGUCUGGGGUAUGUCUCUGGCAGGACAGGAGAUUAUCUACGGUGACAAGACCCCGCAGCGGCCUUGUAUUGCGAUGAACCCCAAGGUAAAAUAUGAGGUCGUCGCGCAAGGCUUCGGCUGCCUAUCUGCCGUAGUCGAUGUCCAUCGUGAUGACAGCUCUGAGAGUGAUGGCUCCAAGACGUUGGAGUCGCUGAAGCAGACCGUCGGUAGUCUGUCGAGCUCCAAGAGUCCAGGACUGCUCAAUCUCAACGUUUCCGAUGUGCCAUAUCAAGCGACCACCAAGGCCAUGGUUGGGCAAAGUGAUGACCCAAAUAUCAUAGUCAUCCCUUACUAUGACAAUGUGCCUAAACCGUAUUACAAGGCCGGAACGCCCAAGACGGCGAAUGGCAAGGCUGAUGAUAGCUUUGUUGAGGGUCACGGAACGAUUGGAUGA
Colletotrichum chrysophilum is the source of this 1902-nucleotide messenger RNA. RefSeq lists its product as uncharacterized. The transcript has 5 exons. The record is from RefSeq and is a predicted model, not a curated record. Gene Ontology annotation, cellular component: mitochondrion; acetolactate synthase complex. The coding region runs from base 1 to 1902 and encodes 633 amino acids. Gene Ontology annotation, molecular function: acetolactate synthase activity; thiamine pyrophosphate binding; flavin adenine dinucleotide binding. Gene Ontology annotation, biological process: L-valine biosynthetic process. NCBI's taxonomy places the organism in Eukaryota, Fungi, Ascomycota, Sordariomycetes, Glomerellales, Glomerellaceae.